Molecule: messenger RNA, 2795 nt
Organism: Lactuca sativa (garden lettuce)
Lineage: Eukaryota; Viridiplantae; Streptophyta; Magnoliopsida; Asterales; Asteraceae
Molecular function (GO): protein binding
Source: RefSeq, a predicted model, not a curated record
CCUCACAUUGGAAAUCUUUCUAACUUAAGGGUUCUUGAUCUUUCGAACAAUGAGCUGAAGGCAUAUGAUAUGGCAUGGGCUUUUGGCCUUACAUCACUCGAGCUUCUCUACUUGAAUUCAGUGAAUCUUAGUGGAACACAGAAUUGGAACAUGGCGCUUCACAUGACUCCCUCGUUAAAAGAGUUCAGUUUGUCAGGUUGUAGUCUUUCCAAUGUAAAUCUUGGUCCUUUUCUUAAUUCGAGUAGAAUACUUCCCAACAUCCAACACCUCAAUCUUGGCUACAAUUCUUUCAAAGGCCCACUCCCUGGCCUUUUUCAAAAUAUGUCAUCCCUAACUUUCCUCGAUCUUUCUGGAUUUAAUCUUAGUUUGGCAUGGAACUUUCCAAACCUACUAAGCAUGAUCCCUUCUUUAUCAGAGAUUCAUUUGUCAGGUUGUGGGCUCGAUAAGACAUGUCUAUCUUCUUCCCCUCUUCUUAAUUUCAGUACACUUUCUAACAUCCAGCACCUCGAUCUUGGCAAUAAUCCACUUGGAGGAAUAUUUCCAUCCUUUUUGACUAACAUGAGUUCCCUAAGAGUCCUUGAGCUUUCAAACACAAUGUUGAAUUCAUCGCUUCCUAUUCUGCCUAAACUUCUAGUACUUCAUCUUUCUAGUAACAAGUUUAAGCAAAUUGAGCAUGUUGGUAUCUGGAGACAGUGCCACCUGAAACAAUUAAGUGUAACAGAUAAUGAGUUUGAUAUGGAAAUGACUGACCCACCAAAAAACGCAUCAGAAUGCUCCCAAUAUGCUUUGGAGUUUCUGGAAUUAAGUUGGAGUUUAAAAGGUAGAAUUCCAGAAACACUUGGAAGACUGACGAAUUUAAGAGACCUUGACCUAUCGGAUAACGGAGUGACUGGUACAAUCCCUGAAUCUCUAGGAAGAUUAAGUUUUUUAGAAGUACUUGAUCUAUCUCAAAACCAAUUGACUGGUCUCAUUCCAGAAUCCCUUGGAAAAUUGGCAGCUUUAACAGAUAUGGAUCUAGGAUCUAAUUUGUUAAAUGGGACUAUUCCAGUUUCAAUUGGGCAACUUGCCAAACUUCGUUCACUCUAUAUCUCUAGAAAUUAUUUAGAAGGAGCAAUUAUUGAAGCCCAUUUUGCUAACCUUUCGAUGUUAGAGCAUUUGGAUACUUCUUCUAACAGUAAGUUGACUUUCAAUGUUUCACGUGGGUGGAUACCUCCAUUCCAGUUGAUAUCUCUUUAUCUCGGUUCUUGCAAUAUUGCGAAUGGAUUUCCACAGUGGCUUCGAAAUCAAAGGAAACUUCAUAUGUUAGAUCUGUCCAAUUCCACAAUUUCGGGACCUCUGCCCACAUGGUUGCAGGAGAUGCCCAUCAUUCCUUGGUUAGAUCUCUCUCACAACAGACUCAGCGGACCUUUGACAAACCUUCCUAAUGGGGGAAAUGAUAAUGUUUUUAUAUUUUGGUCUUACCCCGUAUUAUUUCUAGAAUAUAACCUUUUCAAAGGAUCGAUUCCGAGGUCAUUGUGCAGAAGGAUAUAUUUGCAAGAACUUGAUCUUUCCAGAAAUAUGUUAAGUGGGAAAAUUCCCAACUGUGUGGGGAAUCUGCAGAGUUUGACAACCAUGAGAUUAAGCUCAAAUUGGCUCUCUGGUGUCAUUCCACGUUCAUUACCUCUUAUUCCAUCAUUAUUUUGGUUAAGUUUGAACAAUAAUGACUUUAUUGGUGAACUUCCUCAAGAAUUAGGGAAUCUACAAGGUUUGAAAGUCUUAGAUUUGGGUGAUAAUAAGUUCUCUGGAAAUAUACCCAAAUGGAUCGGGAAAAACCUUACAUCUUUGUUAGUUUUGAGGUUACGCAAAAAUAACUUCACAGGUAGAAUUCCUCCAUCUCUAUGCAAAACUUCAACUCUUCAAAUUUUGGAUCUUGCAUACAACAACUUAAUGGGAACCAUCCCUCGUUGUGUAGGAAAGUUAAAUGGCAUGAUUGAGAGUCACUCAAGAAUUGUGUAUCCUUUCGAUAUCGAUAAUGAUAAGAAUGUGAUUCAGUUCAUGAAAGAUUUUGAUAUUGAAUAUACAACAACUUGGAGAAUUGUUUUUAACAUCGAUCUUUCAAGCAAUAAACUCAUGGGAGAAGUACCAGUCGAGAUAACUACACUUUCUAUGUUGUUGGGUCUGAAUUUGUCUAACAAUCAUCUCAGUGGGGGUAUUCCAGAGAGCAUUGGAAACAUGACACAAUUAUUUUCUCUUGAUUUGUCAAAAAACAAGUUGAGCGGGAGGAUCCCUUCAAGCAUGGCAUCUUUGAACUUUUUGAGCCAUUUUGAAUUUGUCACACAACAACUUGUCGGGACAAAUUCCAACGGGAAAUCAACUGCAAACACUUACUGAUCCAUCAAUAUAUGCUGGGAACAAACAUCUAUGUGGACCUCCAUUGAGAAGCAGCUGCUCAAAUCAUCAAGAUCCAACAACAACAACAACAAGCAAGAAGAAACACAAAGCAUCUGACAAGUGGAUGAAGGUAUGGUUGUUUUACGUGGAUAUAAUUUGUGGUUUUGGAACAGGGUUUUGGGGUGUUAUUGGAAUUUUGUUGUUCAAGAAGAAAUGGAGACAGAUGCUUUUCAUGUUUGCUGAGGAAUCCAUGGACAAAAUAUAUGUUGCAGUCGUGGUACGAAUUUCCAAAAUCAAGAGAGGAAGAGAAGCUGCAUAGAUCCUCUCGAAUGCAAGUAAUUCUCGAAUUUACGUUAUUAAUGAUUGUUUUCCUUUUUAGAAAUGCUAUUGUGCUUAUUAAUGUAUAUUACUAUUUGGAUUUUGUA